AACCAGAUCUGCACCCGCAGCAGCACCAGCUCCUGCCCGCCCACCACCGAGUCACCGGAGCCGUCCUACCCGGCCCCGAGGUGCAGGAACCCCCGCAGAAAGUGGCAGGUGUUCCCGGGGAGGAACCGGUUCUACUGCGGAGGUCGGAUCAUGAUGGCGAGGCAGACCGGCGUGUUUUACCUGACUCUGGUCCUCAUCCUGCUCACCAGCGGCCUCUUCUUCACCUUCGACUGUCCCUUCCUGGCGUCCAACCUGACCCCGGCCAUCCCGGCGGUCGGCGGCAUCCUCUUCGUCUUCGUGAUGGGGAUGCUGUUCAGGGCGAGCUUCACGGACCCCGGCGUCCUGCCCCGAGCGACGCCGGACGAGGCCGCCGACCUUGAGAGGCAGAUUGACUCAGCAGGCUGCAGACCUCCGCCCCGCACCAGAGAGGUUCUCAUCAACGGUCAGACGGUCAAACUGAAAUAUUGCUUCACCUGCAAAAUCUUCAGACCGCCGCGAGCGUCACACUGCAGCCUGUGUGACAACUGUGUCGAGCGUUUCGACCAUCACUGUCCCUGGGUGGGGAACUGUGUCGGAAGGAGGAACUACCGCUUCUUCUACCUGUUCAUCCUCUCUCUCUCCUUCCUCACCAUCUUCAUCUUCGCCUUCGUCAUCACCCACGUCAUCCUCAGAUCGAACCGGACGGGUUUCCUGAGUGCGCUCAAAGACAGUCCGGCCAGCGUCCUGGAGGUAGUGGUGUGUUUCUUCUCGGUCUGGUCAAUCGUUGGUCUGUCAGGUUUCCACACCUACCUGAUCAGCUCUAACCAGACCACCAACGAGGAUAUUAAAGGUUCCUGGUCCACGAAGCGAGGGAAGGACAACUACAACCCCUACAGCUACGGAAACAUCCUGACCAACUGCUGCUCUGCUCUGUGUGGACCGCUGCCUCCCAGCUUGAUUGACAGGAGAGGUCUGAUUCAGUCUGACACGCCGCAGACUGUCUCCCAGUCCAACGGGACCAGCGGCGGUGGAAGUUACGCCUCCACUCAGCUCCACAGUCAUAUGUGUGAUCAGGAUCAGUGCAUCCAGAGCACCAAGUUUGUCCUCCAGGCAGCAGCCACCCCUCUGCUCCACAGCGACCCCGUGGUCCUGGCCCCUCUACCAGGGAAGACCACCACCCUGGGGGGCCCCUGCGCCUACCUGACCCCCACCCAGCCGUCCCUGCCGUCGUGCGGUGGAGACGUCCUGACCCUGAGGGAUCCCACCACAGACAACCACUGCCACCACCACCUCCACCACCACCACCAUCACCACCACCACCACUUCGUCAGCCCCGAGGAGACGCCCUGCUCCACGCCACAGGGGGCCCUGCCCUGCCCCGCCCACCUGGUCCCACACCCACACACCCACCUCCACCCUCAACCACACCAGUCUGUCCCCUCCCCCGCCGCCCUUUAUAACCCGGCCAGUCAGGACGCUCUGCACGAGGACUCUGUCAGAGGACUGGUCAAACUCAGCUCCGUCUGA
Molecule: messenger RNA, 1506 nt
Organism: Scomber scombrus (Atlantic mackerel)
Lineage: Eukaryota; Metazoa; Chordata; Actinopteri; Scombriformes; Scombridae
Product: palmitoyltransferase ZDHHC14-like
Exons: 9
Coding region: 151-1506 (451 amino acids)
Biological process (GO): peptidyl-L-cysteine S-palmitoylation; protein targeting to membrane
Cellular component (GO): endoplasmic reticulum; Golgi apparatus
Molecular function (GO): protein-cysteine S-palmitoyltransferase activity
Source: RefSeq, a predicted model, not a curated record